UCUGCUACAUCUGGUAGUAGUAUCCGUCAGCGGCCAUAUGUAAUUUAACCCCAUUCAUUCAUUUUCAGAAUCACUUUAGUUAUUUCUGUUUACACCAAACUACAUUUUCUUCGGGUGGAAAGCUGCGUAUUUCCCUGUGCCCCGUCGUUCUUUUGGACGUUUAUCGGUUUAUGCCUCGGUGACUGUCCGUUGCAGGCUGGGUGGUGACAGCACAGUACAAUGAUCGAGCGACCAGAAACUGCGGUUGCCAGCAUCGCUCAGCGGAACCUGGAAGGCUAUGUGGGCUUUGCGAAUCUCCCCAACCAGGUGUACCGGAAGUCGGUCAAAAGAGGCUUCGAAUUCACGUUGAUGGUUGUAGGUGAAUCCGGUCUUGGUAAAUCAACACUCAUAAACUCCCUGUUCCUGACCGACUUGUACUCCAAGGAUUACCCGGGGCCGUCCCAGCGCAUCAAGAAGACUGUGCAGGUGGAGCAGUCCAAAGUGCUGAUCAAAGAAGGAGGGGUCCAGCUGACACUCACUAUUGUCGAUACACCUGGGUUUGGAGAUGCGGUGGACAACAGCAACUGUUGGCAGCCUGUUAUAAACUACAUCGACAGUAAGUGCGAGGACUUCCUGAACGCAGAGUCGAGGGUCAACCGCAGAUCGAUGCCAGACAACAGAGUCCACUGCUGCCUAUACUUCAUCGCACCCUCUGGUCACGGACUGAAGCCACUGGACAUCGAGUUUAUGAAGAGACUCCAUGACAAAGUCAAUGUCAUUCCUCUUAUUGCAAAAGCCGACACUCUGACCCCAGAGGAGUGCCAGCUUUUUAAGAAACAGAUAAUGAAAGAGAUACAGGAGCACAAAAUCAAAAUUUAUGAAUUCCCAGACACAGAGGAUGACGAGGACAACAAGCUCAUCCGAAAGAUCAAGGAGAAGAUGCCACUGGCAGUGGUCGGCAGCAAUGUGGUAAUCGAGGUGAACGGGAAGAAGGUCAGAGGUCGUCAGUAUCCAUGGGGCGUGGCAGAAGUGGAGAAUGGGGAACACUGUGACUUCACCGUCCUACGCAACAUGCUCAUUAGGACCCAUAUGCAAGACCUUAAAGAUGUCACCAACAACGUCCACUACGAGAAUUACCGCAGUAAGAAACUUGCUGCCGUCACAUGUAACGGAGUGGAUACCUCCAAGACCAAGGGACAGCUCACCAAGAGUCCCCUGGCACAGAUGGAGGAGGAGCGGAGGGAACACGUGAUGAAAAUGAAGAAGAUGGAAGCAGAGAUGGAGCAGGUCUUCGAAAUGAAGGUUAAAGAAAAGAAACAGAAACUGAAGGACUCAGAGGCUGAGCUGGAGCGACGCCACGAACAGAUGAAAAGGAACCUGGAGGCGCAGUACAAAGAGCUGGAGGAGAAGAGACGAGUGUAUGAAGACGAGAAGGCCAACUGGGAGGCUCAGCAAAGAAUCCUGGAGCAGCAGAAACUGGACGCCUGCAAGACGAUGGAAAAGAACAAGAAGAAAGGCAAAAUCUUUUGAGGAGAGACGUGACCUGUUCUCAAUCUUUUUUUUUUGUUCUUCAUCCCUCUCUGAAGUUCACAUCAACUGUGGCCCUCAGAACACACAAAUAAACCAGACAUAGCAUAACAUUCCUCUGUGUUACAUUUCACAUCCACAACACACACACACACACACACACACACACACACACAUACACACACACACACACACACAUAAGCAACUGACCACAGCAGCCCACAUGCUCGUCUCUCUGCAGGGUUAUUACUGUAUCUGCCGAGGCCGUUUUCAUUUUCCCGGGGGAAUGCAUGUGUUUGUGAAAUUCUAUUUUCCUAUUUUCCCCCUGACAAAGAGGAGAAACCCUUGAGUUCCUCUGAGCUACGAGUUAACACAUGGCAGGGACCAUGCAUAGCCAUUUGUACACAUGUAGUAGUAUCUGUGUGUGUUCUCUAGAUAUUCAUAGAUCUGCAGAUAGAUCCCUUCUUCUACACUCUUUCAUUUAUCGUUCUCAAACAUUUAACACAAGUGUGCGCACACUAUACCACUCAUAAGUCAUAAAGACCUCAUUAAGAGUGUGUGUUAGGAGAGGAGAGAUGUGAUUGAAGGUAUAACGGUAUCAGUUGCAGCUGAGGAGAGAUGAUAUGGGGAUAAGUCAGGUAGGAUUAAGGCCUGGGCACACCAGAAACCCUGACUUUGUGACAUAUUUGGUUUGGUUUAGCCAGUAAACUUCUGUAGCUGGUGAGCUAACCGCUAACACACUAGCAAGCCAGGAACAUGCUAACACUUUUUUGAGCUUCUAUUUUCUCUAUACUGUUGGUUUACCCAGAAUUGUACAUUUCAUUUAAGAGUUAUUGAAAGGGGGGGGCUCUCCAAGCUAGCAAGCUUGCUAACUGUCAGUUAGCAAACUUAAUGGCUUGGUCACUAAGAGAACAGUAAGUUUACACCGUUUUUUAAAAGAUGUAUUAGUACCAUCAACUUCUGUCUCAUUAAAGUCAGCAGACAUUCCUUUUUUGUGGAACAGUUUUUACUCUGACAUAGGAGGUUCAAUAAAGUGCAACAUAGCUAAUAAGCUACGCUAACUUUCUCCAUUUCUGUUCCAUAAAAGUUCAGCACUGUCAAGCUGCUAUUGGGAGAUUUCAAUCAACGGAAUUGAUUUUGUUAGAAAACUUUCACCAUUUUAAAUGCUGGUGUGACCGGGCCUGUAGAAAGGACUAAGAGUGCAGAAGCAGGUGUGUGUAAGAGCAGGUGUGUUAUGGUAAAUGCUGUGUUUGAGGUCAUGGAUACAGUCUGAUUUAAACUGCUUGGACAGAAGAAAUGAGAUAAGAACUGAGCGUAACAGCAGCCAGAAUAUUGUCAUCGCAAUGUGUGCGUUUCCUGUUUGAGUAGAGGACAAUAUGCAAAAGCCUCAUCAGUGUCUACAACUUUACAGGUUUCAAUGAUUUGCAAAGAUGUUUUAUAUUGUGACGUGUGAAGUGAUGGGUGUUGUAAAAGACCUUGAACCCUGAUGUCCAGAUUUUUGUGAUAUUUUCUCUUUGGCUGCAAUGACCAAAGUGGACAAUUAAAAAGCAGAACGACUUCUUUAACCUUCUUUCCUCCCUGGCUUCUACAAAAAUCAAACUUUUCAGAGAAGUCUGCCAUAGCUUUAUCUCUGACUUCACUGUCAAAUAUAACACAUAGAAGCUUCCACACAAAACUAAACAUUACCCCUCUGCUUUCCUGAAUAUGUCCAGGUUGGAAGCAAAGCAGAGUCAGAAAGCUGCACACUGUGCAAAAGGUUUGAACCUUUAAUAUACUUUUCCCAGAGUUGUCAUGUUUUAUUUUCAUAUGAUGAUGAUGAUAAUAGUAUAUGUGCGGUUGAAGAAUGACGACUCCUUUCCCUUAGUUUUUCUUAAAUAACUCAUAGAUGAAUCUGUUAUUUUAGUAUAGUUUUCCAGACUGCCUGCAGUCUUCAUGAUGCAUUUAAAGCAACAUGCUAAAGGGACAAAAACCUUACACCUUCAGCACAGAAAAUAUUACCUGUAUUGAUUUGUUCAUAUAUUGUGUACAUACUGGAGGCUGCUCAGUGGCCUUUUUUUUUUCUUGAGAUUUUGUUUUGUUUGUGCUUUCAGAAUACUAUAUGCCAGGAAUAACAGCAGAACUUAAUGUGUAAAACAUGUCUUAAGAAUCAGUAAAUACAUUUCCAUGCAUUUAUACUCUCUCACACAUACAUAUUACAUAUAUCUAUGCCAAUGGUUACACCUUCUCAGGACCGCUCCGUUAUACUAGAUUUUCCCCGAGAAAAGCAAUUCUGUGGUCCGACAAGUUGUUUUUUUUAAAAGUGACUGAAUUGAAUUUUUCUUGCUUGUGAACCACUCGCCCUUCCAAUAACACCAAGUUAAGAUAGAUAUAAGUUUAGGUCAAAUUUUUUUGUAAUAUUUACUUUUUUUUAUAUAUGUACACUGUUUUCUGCUUCUCUUCUUUGUUUUAUCAAGUGUUCUGUCUCUAACUGUACAUGGUUAAUAUUAAAGUUGAAAACGUUACGCUUUAAC
Messenger RNA from Scomber scombrus (Atlantic mackerel), 4016 nucleotides. Its product is annotated as septin-7-like. Gene Ontology annotation, molecular function: molecular adaptor activity; GTPase activity; GTP binding. The transcript is spliced from 13 exons. Gene Ontology annotation, cellular component: cell division site; microtubule cytoskeleton; septin complex. Lineage: Eukaryota; Metazoa; Chordata; Actinopteri; Scombriformes; Scombridae. The record is from RefSeq and is a predicted model, not a curated record. Bases 220 to 1509 code for a protein of 429 amino acids. Gene Ontology annotation, biological process: cytoskeleton-dependent cytokinesis; cilium assembly.